Molecule: messenger RNA, 513 nt
Organism: Peronospora farinosa
Lineage: Eukaryota; Oomycota; Peronosporomycetes; Peronosporales; Peronosporaceae
Source: the annotation of a GenBank genome assembly
AUGCGACCAGAUCUCCAUGCCAAGUGCGUCCGUCUGCACGCCGAGUUAUCUCGUCAUUCCCUUGCAUGGCCAUUCCUUGAGCCCGUCGACCCUGUACUGCUCAAUAUUCCAACGUAUUUUGACGUCAUCUCCCAUCCAAUGGAUCUCUCUACAAUGGGCACGAAGCUUAAUAAAAACGAAUACAACGAUCCCGUUGAAUAUCGCGCGGAUCUGUUGCUCAUGUUUGCCAAUGCUAUCGAGUUUAAUCAAGACGAUGAACGAGAAGACUCAGUGGCUAAUGUAGCACGCUUCUUCCAGCGUGUGGCACUGGAGGAGUGGGAUCAAUUCUUUUCCGAAGCCGCUACGACGGAUUGGGCACUUAAAGCUGAAAAACAAGCACAACAACGUUUGAUUCAACGAGCUAAAGACACUCGUAUGCUGAAUAAAUGGAAGAAAGAUUCAUUUGUAACACGAUUCAAUCGUGACAAGCUCGAGGAACGCAGACGCUUGGCAGAGACGGUUAGUGGAGAGUAA